Fusarium musae is the source of this 1323-nucleotide messenger RNA. RefSeq lists its product as uncharacterized. Bases 1 to 1323 code for a protein of 440 amino acids. The transcript has a single exon. Lineage: Eukaryota; Fungi; Ascomycota; Sordariomycetes; Hypocreales; Nectriaceae. The record is from RefSeq and is a predicted model, not a curated record.
AUGCGUCAAAUCAAAUAUGCCACAGGGAUACCUCAGAUCUACAAUACAACCAUCAUCAUUGGGGCUUGUAGAGUGAUUCCUCGCGAUGAUGAAGGCAGUGGCUUUGAUACGGACCAAUUUUGGUGGAAUGAUGCCCGCAUGGACCAGAAACGCCUCGCCCAACUCGGUCGCCAUCAAACAUGGCUCAGUCCCCAGAGGACCGACGGUUUUGUCUAUACCUACUCAAGCGAGAUGAUAGGCAGAAUACUUCUGCAUAUCCGAGAGGCAUGUGAUAAAGCAAAGGAAACAUCUCUACCCACCGAGAUCCUCAUUGUCCUCUACGGCCUUGGAAACCCUGCAAUCGGCUGCCAUAUGGAUUGCACCAAGGACUUCCUAGCCCCUGGUGCAAUUAUCACUCCUACGAUGAUUCUUAACGAAUUGCCGCCUGGCCGAGAUGUGACUUUAGCCAUGCGCAUAUUUUCUACAAUUCCCGGGGUCCAUGUCUACUCGUUGCUAGGACCACAGCUUGAUGAACACACGAGGGCUUUUGAAGAUGUCCACAAAACAGCCGCCGCGGACGGAACAUUGAUCAAGCAAGCUUUUAACGAAGGAGACGUCAUGGAUUACCGGAUUUCCAAGGAAGAAGAAAUACUGGAAAAACACCAUCACUACGAGCUUGCGCUCUGGCUCCGACAAGGUCCCAAGGACACAGAUGGUACCACGGUAGUCAAGGACAGAAUACUACAAUUCAUGGACCCGUAUCCUGGGGAGACAGCGUUGCAGUGUCGGGCCAGGGUAGGCUUGUUGGCAACGAUAGUGAACUUUCGGCUGUCAAUGGCAAUCUUGACGGACAACAUGGUUGCCAAAUUCGAGCUCAAACGCCCUCUGGACCAGACUUGCCUCGAGUGGGAGAUGCCUCGGUGGUUCGAACUCCGGGCUAAUCUCACACGCUCACGCUCGAAUGAAUGGUACGAAUUAUUCAAGGAAGAGGAGGAAAUCGAGACCGGGGCCGGAUUGUUGUGGAGUAGAUACACACGAUUCCGCCUUUAUCUACGUGCAGCUCACUUUGAAACAUACUUAGCUGAAGAGAUUAUACAUACACCAGAAAACAUCGAGAGGGUCUUAGCUGACAUCGAGGAUUUUUUCGAUUACAUACUGCACCAGGUCGAGGAAUCGGCCAGCGCCUGCAAAGCAAUUGUUGAAAAGACGAAAGAGGAGUACGGAAAUGAGUCACUGUCGGAAAUAGGUCAAGAUCCAAGCCGUCUUGAGGGCUUGAAAAGUACGUGGCAAGAGCUUUUCGGAAUGACGUAUGAUCAAUGUCUACUGGUCUACCCUCGGGAGUAA